Molecule: messenger RNA, 766 nt
Organism: Ornithorhynchus anatinus (platypus)
Lineage: Eukaryota; Metazoa; Chordata; Mammalia; Monotremata; Ornithorhynchidae
Gene: CABP2
Product: calcium binding protein 2
Exons: 4
Coding region: 1-450 (149 amino acids)
Molecular function (GO): calcium ion binding
Source: RefSeq, a predicted model, not a curated record
AUGCCGGGGUCACAUCCUGCCCGCUUCCCAGAGCUGCAGGCCGCGUUCCGGGAGUUUGACCGGGAUGGCGACGGGUCUAUCGGCUGUCGGGAGCUGGGCGCCUGCAUGCGGAGCUUGGGCUACAUGCCCACCGAGAUGGAGCUCAUCGAGGUCUCCCAGCACGCCAGCGGCGGGAAGGUGGACUUCGAGGACUUCGUGGAGCUCAUGGGCCCGCGGAUGCUGGCGGAGACGGCGGGCAUGAUCGGGCGCCGGGAGCUGCGGGUGGCCUUCCGAGAGCUGGACCGCGACGGCGACGGCCGGCUGAGCGCGGCGGAGCUGCGGGCGGCGCUGCGGGCGGCGCUGCGGGAGCGGCUGAGCCUCGGCGACGCCGAAGAAAUCCUGCGCGACCUGGACCGCGACGGCGACGGGCUCGUGGACUUCGAAGAGUUCGUGCAGAUGAUGUCACACUGAAGCCGGGCGCGGGGCCCAUCCGGACUCCUCCGGCAGCUUCGGGACCGUCCAACCCAACCGUCCUCUCAACUCUCCCGCCGCCGAGACCCCAGGGCCGCUCCGGCCCGUCCCAUCCUCCGGUCCCGCCCCCUCCCCCCAACCCCAUUUUCCCUCCAAUUCCCAUCCGCCAUCCUCGCCCCCCCAGACCCCAGACCCCAACCCCCAUCCUGCCCCCGACCCCCGAAUCUCAGACUCCGCCCUGCCCGCUGGGUGGCCUCUGCCCAAGGGUUCGCCCGCCACCUUCUAUCUCUGGACUAAUAAACUCCUAGCCCAGGUA